CACGAAUCAUAAUGAAUUUUAUUUAAUAUACGCAAAUGUAUGGAUAAAAAAUAUGAAAUUUCUUAUACGAUUUGUCAAAUUCCUCAUAUAUAGAAACAGCAGUACGAAACGUAAAAUUGUAACAUAUGAAUAUAUGAGUAUAAUCUUAAGCCAUGGACUCUAAUAGAGAUUAAAUAUUAUUCACAAACCUUGGUGUAUACCAUCCUUAUUACAUUAUUUGUCUCUACAUGUAGGAGAAACUAUGUCAUUCUGUUGUACUUGUUAUCUGUUGUACUUCUUAAUGUAAUUAUUUAAAACGACAUUUCCUUUAAUCAUCAUAUGUUGCACUUUGAAUAAUUAUCCGGAACAAUCGUGCGAAACGCGAAUCAUGUUUCCAUGGUGAUGUUUCUCCAGUUACGAGUCUGUAUACGCAUCAGGUCCUUCUAAACAGUUACAUAUUGCUCUAUAAUAUUGUUCUUUAAUAUAUUUCAUAUAAAAUUUAUAAAUAAAACAAAUAAAUGGCGACCGCGAUAAAAGAACGUACAAUUCCGACUAUAGAUACGCUGGUAAAAUACGAUACUCCGGUUUUAAUCACGACCUAUCCUGAAAAGAUACGUAAAGAGCCAACUCUGACCAAAGUUAGUACAACUGUUUGUAAAGUGCAAAAAACGAUUCCAGCUGAUAUACGACAAGAAACUAUCGAGAUUUUAAACAGAAUUUUGCCACCGAAAGAAUGGAAGGAAGACGGUCAGAUAUGGUCUCAAAGUAUUUCAAGUACUCCCGCAACAAGGCUGGAUGUGAUAAACUUGCAAGAGCAGCUUGAUAUGCGAUUGCAACAAAGACAAGCUAGAGAAACUGGCAUUUGUCCUGUUCGCAGGCAACUCUAUACACAAUGUUUUGAUGAGUUAAUACGACAAGUUACUAUAAACUGCGCCGAACGUGGAUUACUCUUAUUACGAGUAAGAGACGAAAUUAAAAUGACACUGGCUGCAUAUCAGACAUUGUAUGAAAGUAGUAUUGCUUUCGGAAUGCGUAAGGCAUUGCAAGCCGAGCAAGGUAAGGAAGAUCUGAUCAACACGGCGGAAGAGUUACAAUUGCAGAAAAUCGAAUUGGAGAAGGUGGUGGCAGAGUUGAGGCUCAAAUUCGAUCAAGCUGACAGAAGAUCAGCUGAAUUGAGGGAAGCGGAAGAAAAAAAGCAUAUGGAAGAGGUGCAGUUUCUUAAGAAAACGAACUUGCAGCUUAAGACUCAAUUGGAAGGUAUCAUAGCACAAAAAAAAUAGGAGACUGGAAAUAGAAUGGAAAGAUCAAUAUAAUUCAAAAGAAUUUGCACGGCGAAUUACAAUAUUUUUCUAUAGGUAUACGUAUCGCAUUUCUAUGUAGAUUACUGAUAGUUAACCGCAAUUUAACAUAGGAUAUAACCAUUCAAGUAAGAUUGAAAAAGCUAUGUAAAAAUUCAAUAAAUACACACUUUACAAAUAAGUUCAUAAAGAUUUAUUGCAGCGAUAGUUGCAAACAGAUGAAUUGUUUUUAUCUUAUCACGCAUAAUCACCUUAUUAUUCUUUUCAAUAUUAAAUUUGGCAAAAUAUCUCAUGUGAAAUAUAUCACUAUUUCUUAUUGAUUAGAUUUAUAACUUCAGCAAUGGAUUUGUAGAAAAUUAAUAUAAAAUGUCACAAAUUGUUACAAUAUUUUUUCUUUUCAUUAAUUGUAAUGCUUAACUAUGAUAUCUAUAGAAAAAACAAACAAUUAUAUUCUAUAUUCAUUAUUUUUC
Harpegnathos saltator (Jerdon's jumping ant) is the source of this 1747-nucleotide messenger RNA. RefSeq names its product Putative inner dynein arm light chain, axonemal Dnali1 (gene Dnali1). The transcript is spliced from 6 exons. Gene Ontology annotation, cellular component: ciliary base; axoneme. Lineage: Eukaryota; Metazoa; Arthropoda; Insecta; Hymenoptera; Formicidae. The record is from RefSeq and is a predicted model, not a curated record. The coding region runs from base 498 to 1259 and encodes 253 amino acids. Gene Ontology annotation, molecular function: dynein heavy chain binding.